CUUUGUUGGCUACAAGGUCCAUGCCGAUUGGCAGGUGGGAGCGAUACCCUCUGUUCAGUUCUGCUGCGUGUAUGAAACACACAAGCGUCGGGGUGAGCCCGUCGAUCGAAGAAAGUUGCGCGCAUCAUCACUGUUGUCUCCAUGACGUACACCGUGUCCACCCCGCGCAGUACAGGUCCAAGCGCCAGCCCCGGUCUGGACGGAACCAGCAGCAGCGCGUCGACUCUAUCACGGGCAGGACCCAUCAAGCCGCCGAAGCCGUCCCAUCUGUCGUCCGCAUUCACAGGGACGCUCAAUAGCGAAGCUUUCAGAGAGUACGUCAGUGCACAAAUCACAAACGAUGGCCAAUCUUCAUACUCGAGCAGCGGGGUAGGGCAGCGGCAGGGGCAGCAUGACGGAAGAGCUGUGUGGGACGAGUGUCGAAUGCAGCAAGUCGCAAAGCGAGCAGCCGAAGAGCAGGUGCUGGCCGCUGACGCGAGUAGCAACAGCAAUGGGCGAUACCAUGUGGAUGUCCCAGAGUCCACACUCGGCUCCCACAGCAGGCUCGACGACGGCAUGAGCACUGCCCGCUUUUCAACCGCUAGAAGCAUGCUCAUUGCCGAUGAAGAGGACAGCGAGGAAGCAAAUCGAACGCAAAAGCCCAGAAAGGCAAAGCAGGCGAAUGGCUCGACCUCAGCACACAUACUGCAAAGUCUGUUCGACCCACCGCCUUUUCCAACUGCAACCCAGAGCUCCGUUGACGCGUGGAUCACAUCAACGCGAGUACACCUACCCGAAGAGAGGUACAAUAAUGGCCAGCAACAGUCACCCGAUGAUCUGGAACGUGCCGCGUGGAAUGGAGCAGGAGGAGCCGAAUCGGAUGAUGAAGGCGCCUUGGUUGCAGCUAGUAGCGGUGGCAACAGCAACGCCCGAGGCCAUGAUCGCUUCGUCAGCUCGGCUAGCAUGCUUACUGUCAAAGGAAUCAAUCCUACCGCAAGUCAUGCUGCGAACGUGCUAGCCAAAGCCAUUUCGAGCGGGAAAAACAUGGUGGAAACGCCUAUCCUCACUGAAGUCGCGGCAGAUGAUGUGCUUCCGAAAGGCUCCGAACAGACACACCUACGAGACGAGCCAUCUGCCGCAAUCCGGAAUCUGUCCUUUGGCACCGUAGUGGCUCAGCAGCUCAGCUCACUGGGGACACCCACGCCCAAUAGCGCGUCGACUGCCUCUCAGAACACGGACCGUGCGAGUGCUGUCGACCCAGCCGCAGCGGUCGAUUUAGGGUCGGUCGCCCCAUCGCCAUACGAGAGCUCGCUGAAUCAUUCAGCGCGCACAUCCAUCGUCAGCCAGGCGCCAAAUGCCCACGAUCUCACCAAGGGUAACAUGAUUCUGCGCAACGGCCAGGGCUUUGACAUGCAGGACAUCAAUGGAGCUUUGAGCGACGCUCUGCCUCCAAAAAGUGCUACCACAGAAGCGACUGCCACUGUUUCUUCGGCUCGCGCGGAAGAGCCCGCACCUUUGAAAGUAGCUGAGGAGGAUUUUGCUCCUGCUGUUCCGACCGUUUCGCUCCCACCGGGCCGACCGGCCCGUGCUCUGUUCGACAUUGUCGGCGAAGCAGCAUUCAAUGAGCUCUCGCUCCGCGCUGGGCAGUCGUUCGAAAUUCUAAGUGAAGCGCUUGCCGGCGGCUGGUCCCUUGCUGUUGUCAGGGCUAGCACCAAGCCUGAUGCGCCGCUGGAACAACGCUUCGACCUGCACGGCUUGGUGCCAAAUGGAUGGUACUGCUACAUUCAAGACUUUACCAUGAUCCCUCCUCCAGUCCAUGACGUUGAGCCAGCGGGAGCAGCAGCUGCAUUACAGGAGCAACCAGAAGGACCGCGCGUUGACGCACAGCAGACACUCACGAACUUCGCGGCGACGACGCCCCACCCUCUGUCGCGCCAGGGCUCCUGCGAGACUCAGGGCGUGAGCGCGGGAAAUCCGACCAAGCCGGUCGUGGACAUGCGUGUCGCUUCGCAGGCGAUUCUUUCGUCCGCCGACGCAAAAACAUCUACCGCCAAUGGCAACGCCUCUGACGCGAGCGGCAAGCGCCACAGCAACGCGAUCGGCGCUCUAAGUGCAUUCCGCAGCAUGUCUGCAUCACAAGAAGUGACCCCUUCACCUUUGGCGACUGCGCAAGAUCUUCAUAGCCUGGAAGACGAGGGCGAGGUAAAAGAAGGAAAGCCAAGCUGGCUCUUCGGCGGCAAAAGCCUCAACCGAUUUAGCAACUUUGUCACCAGUGGCGUCGAAGACUAUCUCCUCUCGCCCACUUCCGUCAACCAAGACCGAACAACGCUCUCUGCGAUGCAGCGCAGCAGCUCGAACGCAGAACAGAGUCAGCACUUUGUCGUCAGCGGCUCGCACGGACCUCGCUGGAAGGAAAAGUCCCGGCCAUUCGUUGUCAGUGUGCACAGUCCGCAAAAGCGCUUCAAGAUGAGCGGCAUACAAGAGUACACCGUCUUUCACGUUACCUCGACUUUCCCACCCGAGGCAGCGGAAGAGGACGAGUACAAUAAAGAAGGGACACAGACGGAUGCAGAGGGCGAGCUGCCGUACGACCCGGCGGAGAUGCCUGACGCAGUCGGAGCCAUCCUCACCGUCGUGCGUCGCUUCAACCAAUUCGUCUGGCUCGCUACUGUGCUCGGCCGAAGGUAUCCAGCGCUGGCGCUGCCUGCACUGCCGGAAAAGCAAUACUCUGGUCGCUUUUCCGCUUCCUUCAUCGAGACUCGUAGGGUCGACCUGCAGCUCUGGCUCAGCCGCAUCGCUCGUCAUCCGAUCCUGCGCUACGAUGAUGCGCUGAUGCUCUUUCUCUCAGAGAGCGACGAGAUUGAAUGGAAAAGGCAAGCACAAGGCUACCUCACAGAAACGCGCUCUUACAACCCAGCUACGCUCUUUGCGCAGACCUGGCAUCCGGAGUUCAACAUUGAUGCAGCAGAGGCCGCGCUUGAGAGCGAUGCUGUGGACCGCUUCGAAGCCGCCAAUGAAAAAGCCAUCAAUGGCAUGUUCAGAGUGCCUGCCAAUCUGAACGGAUCCCUUGGCGUCAUGCCCGCCUGGCGCGCCUUCCGUGAUGAUGCAGUCUCCACCUCUCAAGCGCACCGAGAGCUCUCAUUCGCGUUGCUCCGCCUCAUCAAAGGUCAUCUCGCCGCUGAUGCAGGAGCUUUGCAGACCAGCUUCCAGCAUGGCCCGCCCAUGGGCAAUGUCGGCCGACGCAGUGACUCGGGUGUGAACAAUGAGCAGGGAGCCUGGUGCUGGCGUGACGGCUGCAUCGAAUGCAUCGGCCUCACGAAGGCACUACAAGGAACUGCCGAGUGUCUGCAAGAGAUCGCCGAUAUUCAUGAGGAGCAUGCACGCCUGGACAUGUUGCGACAGCACGAGCGUUUAAAAGAUGUCUCACGAAUGCAUGCGCACGCAUUGAAUCUUCUGGACACGCACAAGGCCACACUCGCCAGGUAUAGAGAAGCGACAGGCGAAGCGGACCCUCUGGCUGAGGACAUAUCGUCGCCACCGCCCUCAAAGCCUAGCAGCCGAUACUCGGAGGCGGUCGCUGCCAAAUGCGAGACCGUACUGAAUGUCACCAGCAGCGAGAUAGAUCGCUUGCAUCGCGAACGGGUAGAAGACUGGGCAUCUAUUGGAAAGGGCGUCCUCGACAGCGAAAUUGAAAAGCAUGAAAAGAUCCUGGAGCAACUUCGCACGGCUCGCGCUAAUUAUGAUCCGGAAGAUUGGCACGAGCACGCACACGGCGGGCCGGUGUUGCCAACUCCACAUGAAGCAGCCCUGGCGGACGCUCGCUCCCGAAUUGCACUUGCUUUGCCAUCGCAACAGGUAUUGCCUCCAGGCGUGACAGCCGCCGCUUUCCGUCCCGUCAGCUUGGCCACCGAGGUCAUAGCCGAAGGGGUGAACUCGUUCAUCCGCGGCAGCCCGCAACCUGAAAAGGAGAAGGGUAGCGCUCUUAAUCCCAAAUCUACGACCUAUCACGGCACAGCGACCAUCGGUAGAAGCCUCUCGGCCAACCAUGUAUUAGCUUCCAAACGUACACCGUACUUUGGACUGUGGCGAUCUUAAUCUUUGAUUUCAUUAUUGCAUCAUUGCAUUAUCGCAUCAUUAACGAAACAUUGUAUAGCACUGCAAU
Tilletiaria anomala UBC 951 is the source of this 4141-nucleotide messenger RNA. RefSeq lists its product as uncharacterized. The transcript is spliced from 3 exons. The coding region runs from base 142 to 4074 and encodes 1310 amino acids. Gene Ontology annotation, molecular function: phosphatidylinositol binding. Gene Ontology annotation, biological process: endocytosis; endosomal transport; plasma membrane tubulation. Lineage: Eukaryota; Fungi; Basidiomycota; Exobasidiomycetes; Georgefischeriales; Tilletiariaceae. Gene Ontology annotation, cellular component: cytoplasmic vesicle; plasma membrane. The record is from RefSeq and is a predicted model, not a curated record.